CCACCUUCACGCAUGCGCCUAGGCUCUACGAACAAACAAACAUGGCGGCCAUCAGAAACUUCAGAAGAUAUUUACGCUUCGCAUUGACGAAUUCUGUUUUUCUGAAGAACUAUCAACAUAAUGCAUUUUACUCAAACAGAUAUUUCAAAUACUUUCUUUUAAGCGCAGCAGGAUUCAGUUCUAUCUUUGCUUUAAAAUCUCUUAAAUAUGAAAAAUUAAAAUCGCUUUCUUUAAAAAAUGUUUCAUUUUCGUUACCAUGGCCAAGUGUUGUGUGCGCAAAAAGUGUCAACAGUGGGGAUGAAAGGGAUGAGGAUGGAUCCAAAGCAAAACUCGAAGUUACAUCUUACAGAGAGAUGAGAUUCCGACAGUUUGCAUCAGUAGAAUAUGAAGGAAAUAUUUAUAUGACACCUCAAGAUUUUCUUGAGUCUUUAACAGAAGAAUCUCCCAGAGGUUACUCAAAACGUACUCGGAUUGGCAGAACUCGCUUGACGUCCUCCGAGCUUGACAACAUGUUGCGCAAUACGCCAACGUUGACAAAGGGCAACGAUAAGCUCUUCAGGAAACUUCACGACAAAGGAAUCAUCUCCUACACAGAGUAUUUGUUUCUUCUCUGCGUAUUGACAAAGCCCCAUUCUGGUUUCCGUAUAGCUUUUAAUAUGUUUGACACAGAUGGCAACCAAAUAGUGGACAAACAGGAGUUUUUAGUGUUGGAGAGUUUCUUCAUUCUUCCACCCAAAGAAAGGAAGUUUGUUCCUCGGGACCCUAAAAAGUUACAGAAAUUGUUAAAUCUUGAGAAGGUCUUCAGCUCCGGCUCUUCUAAAGGGGAAGACAAAGAUGAGGAAGAGGGGCAAGACAAGCAUACCAGUAAUAUGCAGGAAUUAAAAGCCUUGCUCCAGAAGAGCACAGAGAUACCAGACACAACACUUUUGGUGCACUUUUUUGGGAGGAACGGGAAAAAUGUUCUUCAGUACAAGGACUUUCAUAGGUUUAUGGAGAAUCUCCAAAGUGAAGUCAUUGAGCUGGAGUUCCUGGAGUUCUCUAAGGGCAUGAGCACAAUCUCAGAGGUAGCCUUUGCCAAGAUUCUGCUCAGGUACACAAACCUAGACCGAGGGGAUGUUGAGGAUUGUCUGAAACGGGUCAAAGAAAGAAUGCCCAAUGAAAAGGGUAUCACAUUUGAUGAGUUUAAAAAGUUUUGUCAAUUCCUCAACAACCUGGAUGACUUUGCAAUUGCCAUGAAGAUGUACACAUUUGCUCAGCAACCGGUUUCACAAGAGGAAUUCAUGCGUGCUGUGAUGGUGUGUACAGGUUUCAGCCUAGGAUCUCAUAUAGUCAAUACCCUGUUCAACAUCUUUGAUACUGAUGGAGAUGGUAACUUAUCCCAUAAGGAGUUCAUUUCUUUGAUGAAGGACAGACUACACAGGGGUGCACGAUCUCAUCUUAUGCACAGUCAGAACAAACUGGAAGCUUUUAAAACUUGUGUCAAGAAUGAAAUGAGGACAUUUUAGCACCAAUCUCACAUCAGGAUACAAAAGUCACAAGUUCCUUGAGGUGAAACCUUGAGCUCCCCACCAUUUUUAUCUAUUUUUUUUUGUUUUUCCAAAGCCUUAAAAAAAAUUCCACAAAUUUUUUAUAAUUUACCAAUCAAAUAGUCUGGUCUGGCCAAGCUCUCAUUUGAACUUCUCUUCUUACCAUAUAUAAUAUAUGUCUGUGAUUUUUCUGUAAAUAUUUAUUACUGUACAUUGCUUUGUUUAUAAAAAUUUCUAUUUAUAUUAUACCAAUCGUAGUAGCUUUUAAAAUAAGGACAUGAAAAUGCUGAGGGUCUGUUUACUGAAAAAUUCUAUUAACUGUCUUGCAUUUCGAAGUAAGAAGGCAGAAUUUCUCAGUGUUCCGUCAGUGCAACAAUAAAAUAUGCAAUCCUCCCAUCCAAUGAUUUUUUACCUUGAAAUUAAAAACAAUUAAAAAAACAAUUUUCAACUAAGAUUUUUUUCUUUAUUAUUUUUUUUUUAAUUUUUAAACACAUAAUGAUAAAUGUUACUAGCAUUACAGUGCAGAAUAUUUGAUACAUCUGAUUGUGAGAAGAGCAAAACAAAUUGAUGAAAUUUGUACACAAACUCUGCUGUAAUCACUCUAUGUAUAUACAAUGUAACACAGAAGGCCAUGGGUGGAGGACACUAAAGCAUUUUUGUCCUGGUAAAAUUGAUAUCCCACUGAUGUGCAGAUUAUUCUACCAUCAUAAAAUAAAUUGGCAAGACAAACAAAUGAAACUAAAUGACAUGGUGUUAGGCACUAUCACAUUAGAGGAAGGAGAAAAUAAAACCAACAAACAUAGCCAAAUAAUUUCUGUACACUUGUUCUAUUUACACAACUCAAGCCAGUCAACACAGGUGAUGAUGCUCCCCUAUCAUGUCUUGAGCCUUGGGUAUUUACACAAAGAUGAAUGCCAAUUUGUUCUAGUUUGCAUAGAAGUGAGAAAACUAACAUGAUGCGGACAUUCAUUAAGAUGCAAUUAACACACUGAAAGUUUUAUUUUUUGAAAAAUUUACUGCCUUUGUAGAAAAUACAUUAUUUGUUUAAAAAAAAAAUGCAAAAAAAAAAAUUCAAAUUUUGUUUCAAGCCAAAUAUAAGAUUUUCAAAAGUAAAAAACCAAAGGAGAUAUAUACAGCAUCUUAGCAAUUAAAAAAAAUGUGUACAUUCUCUCAAAAUCAUCUAUAGUAUCAAUAUGUGAGUCAGCUAUAUGAUGGAUCUUAUUCUCAAAAUUAAGUAAAAAUAACCCUACAUUAGACAAUUCCCAGGUGUACCAGCUAGAGAGGCCACAGAAACAGCUACCCAUGUCUGUCAAAAAAACAUCCCAAACCUAGGCUCAGCACUCAAUCUUCAACUAAGAGACAAAUAUUUCUUAAGCCAUAGAUUUCUAUUUAUUAAAUUAUCAAUUUUAAAAACCAUUCCUUUUUUAAAUGAGAAAAAACAAGAAUAAGCAUGGACAAACAUUCUACAGGCAAAAAAAGAAA
Messenger RNA from Physella acuta, 3008 nucleotides. RefSeq names its product calcium uptake protein 3, mitochondrial. NCBI's taxonomy places the organism in Eukaryota, Metazoa, Mollusca, Gastropoda, Physidae. Gene Ontology annotation, biological process: mitochondrial calcium ion homeostasis; calcium import into the mitochondrion. Gene Ontology annotation, molecular function: calcium ion binding. Gene Ontology annotation, cellular component: uniplex complex. The record is from RefSeq and is a predicted model, not a curated record.